Aureobasidium vineae is the source of this 690-nucleotide messenger RNA. Lineage: Eukaryota; Fungi; Ascomycota; Dothideomycetes; Dothideales; Saccotheciaceae. The record is from the annotation of a GenBank genome assembly.
AUGUCGGAAACAAUGUUUGCACAAGCCCUCAUGUCGGGCUUGGAGAAGCGCCCCUCCAGACUCAGCAGCGACCACGUCUCGGACCCCAGGAAAUACCCUGCCCAAGCUCCCUACACCCUUCCCAAGCCUGUCCACCCCUUCCCUCGCCGUCAAAGGCCCACCGCCGGACAACAGUCGCAAUCCGUCAAUGUCACCCUCAGGCCACUCAAGGGCUCUGACCAGCUCGACCUUCAAGCCCAAUCUCCCAACACCACCGUUCUCGACCUCAAGACUCAGUACGCCCAAAAGUUCAGCCUCGACAAGACCAAGAUCAAGCUCCUCUUGAACAAGAGACCAUGCACCGACCUCAAGACCCUCAAGGACGUCCUUUCUGAUCCUCUUCCCACAAACGCAGACUUUAGCGUCAUGCUCCUCGCUGGUGCUUCGACCCCAAGCCAAGCUUCCACUCCUGCUCCAGCUUCACCUGUUGUCAAAGCCGAUGACGCCCAGAAGCCGCCUCCUGACUCUGCUCCAUUUUCCGAACAUGCACAAGCUGAAGCCGAAGCUCUUCCUCACGCCCAUGACACCGCCAGUCAGAUGUUGCAGUCUGACGAGUUCUGGGCUGAUUUGAAAGACUUCUUGGUCCAAAGGCUGCGUGAUGAGAAUCAAGGCGAGAGGCUUGUCAGCCUGUUCCGCCAAGCCUCUACUUAA